ACAUACUUCCUACAUUGUGAUCAACUCUAUCGGUCACACUACCAGUAAAAUGAGUGCAACUCGUAUUAUUUUUCGAAACAAAAUGACAGAAAAGGGUAGAAUGUAAGAAAGAUGCGUAUGGGAAGGUUUCAAUAUGUUCCAUGCUUGAACAAGUUGUCUGUUUAAGAUGGGAAAGAAACCUUUCUGGUUUUGGAAUUUGGUAGAUUCGCUCUUUUGGUUCUUAGCAUUUUGUCCUCGUUGUGAUUCGCAUUCACGGCGUUCAUCUUUUUUGCUGAAAAGGGCAGGUGGGAUUGUAAGCACCGGUUUCUGUGGAAGGUGGAAACUUUCUACAAUCUGAACCGGUCCUUACUCAAGAGGGCGUACUCGAAACAGCUAAUUCCUUGUCCUUUGAAGAUAUUCUGGCCCAGAUUGCUUCUGAGCCAGAGUACUUUUUGUCUAACAUCGACCAUUGUAGUUUUCUGAGUUGGUUAAUUUUACUAGUAGUGAGAUUCACAAUGGGGUCUACUUAAGAAAACAUUGACCCCGAGUGAUGCGAUUGGUUUUUCCCCCACCACCACAAUGGUCGAACGAGUCUCCCUUCGUUCCAUUUUGCCCCGUCCUAGGCCCGACUUCGGCCUUUGAAGGAUCUACAUACUCCUUCCUAUCAUUUAUCAGCAUGCUUUAGAGAACUCCCUCAAAGCAAUCGCGCCUGCGUAAUCUCCGGAAGUCACCUCCUCGAGCACGGACCUAUGUGUCCAGAUGAUCGUACCGCGCGCGCGCAAAACGACAGGAUCACUGCAUUCGAUUGGAUUAGCUUCGCGAUCGAAUGCUCAAAGAGUGGGAACAGUCAGAAAGAAAGGACGAAAAGGAGGACUUGGCACAUAGCAAUGGAUGACGCUGGCCCCGGUCCUUUCGGGUGCGCUGUUUGGUUGAGAGUCGAGCAAACAAAUUUGACUCCCUUUGAUCACGUUAACGACAAAUGACGUGAGGACGGCGUUGAGCAUUAGAAGCAUUAGAAGCAUUCCUUGACAAGUCCAAGUGGGCGGCUCUUGCUGCGGAAGGUUUUCUUGGCCCCAUUUUGCUUGUGACUGUUGAUACGAAGAAGAUGCUCGCUUCCAUUGAAGACGGUACACGGCUUCACCUCCCCGACACGGCUUAAUCGGUUGAAGAAUCAACUCAACUACCCCCGAUUACCAAUAGAAGACUCCCCAACAAGGAGAUCCAUUUCUUUCCAAGUUAACCAUUAAGUCUUCUCUCUCGAAAGUAGGUUGACUCCUCCAAGGCUGAAGUCAACUGACAAACUCAGCAAUGCUUAACCCUUAUCUUCUCGUCGUUGCCGCCGCCUUCUUCUUCUUAACAUUUCCUGCAUCUUCCGCUUCCGUCGAUCAGCAGUAUGUCGACUGUGGGCGCCAGUUCAGCUGCGGGAACAUCCAGAACGCGAGCUAUCCUUUCUGGGGUAGUCCUCUGCCCUUCUACUGCGGGCUACCGGAAUUCAAGCUCCUCUGCGAGGACGAAGUCACGACCAUAGAAAUCGCGUCGCAGAAGUAUCGGGUCCUCGAGAUCGACCACGACAAUCACGUCCUGAAGCUCUCGAGAUCAGACUUUUACGAUAAUAUAUGCCCCCCAAAGAUCGUCAACACCACCAUGAGCUACCUUUUCAUAUAUACUAGCCAAUUUGGUAACCUCACGCUGUUCUACAACUGCUCGUCCAUGAACACAUCUAUUGCCUCCGGCAAAUUCAGUUGUUAUGGAAACGAUGCAUACAAUGAGAGCAACUAUUACACAAUCGGUCCUGCUUUGAGUGGUGGAGGAUUCGGUUCUUGCCAUGCCAGUGAGACUAUUCCGGUUCUUCCGACAGCAUCAGAAAUCCUGAUGGAGAAUAAGACAUCCUCGCUUGGUGAAGUGAUCAGAGAAGGAUUCAAGGUCCAGUGGGUCGUGGAUGACACGGCGUGCACUGAAUGCCGGAGCUCCGGCGGACGAUGUGGAUACAACACGAGCUUUUUCCAUCCCAUCUGCUUCUGUCCCGAUCGGCCUUAUCUAUUAAGAUGUCCCUCCGGAUCAGGAUCCAAGUUGAGCUUGGAAGCUGGGGUUCUCAUAGGUGCGAUAAUGCUUGGACUCGGAAGUAUAGUCGGGACGAUAUUCCUCGUCCAUCGCUUGAUGAGAAAAUCGAUGUCGGAUAGUGUAAUUUUCUUCUGGAAGAAGAAAUCAUCGGGCACCAACAGAGUGGAGGCGUUCCUAGAGAAAUGUGGAGGCUUCGCCCCGAGAAGGUACAGUUACAAAGAUGUCCAGAAAAUGACCAACUCCCUCAGAGAUAAGCUAGGUCAGGGAGGCUAUGGCAGUGUGUACAAAGGAGAACUACCCGAUGGCUCUCUAGUGGCAGUGAAGAUAUUGUCCGAGUCUAAAGGCGAUGGGGAAGAAUUUCUCAAUGAAGUCGCCAGCAUCAGCCGAACUUCGCACGUAAACAUCGUUACUCUACUCGGGUUCUGUUCCGAGGGGUCAAAACGGGCUCUUGUUUACGAGUUCAUGCCUAAUGGAUCACUGGAAAAGUAUAUAUUUGCAGAGGGUCAGGCAAUGGAUGUUGAUCGACUAGAGUGGGAGAAAAUCUACCAAAUUGCCAUUGGUGUCGCCCAUGGCCUGGAGUACCUGCACAGAGGAUGCAACUCGAGAAUACUUCAUCUUGACAUCAAGCCGCAAAACAUCCUUCUUGACCAAGAUUACUGCCCUAAAAUCUCUGAUUUUGGUCUUUCAAAGCUGAGCAACAGGAAAGAGAGCGCUAUGUCUAUGAUGGGCGCCCGAGGAACCGUGGGGUACAUAGCUCCAGAAGUCUUCUCGAGAAAUUUUGGAGUAGUUUCAGACAAGUCCGAUGUCUACAGCUUUGGGAUGAUGAUCCUAGAAAUGGUGGGUGGAAGAAGAAACAUCGAGGCUGGACUUACAAACAGCAGCGAAGUUUAUUUUCCGCACUGGGUGCACAGCCAAAUGAUGUUGAAGGAGGAUCUGAAACUGCAAUGGAAUGUGAAUGAAACAGGAAAAGAAGCAGCGAAAAAGAUGAUCCAGGUAGGUCUAUGGUGUAUCCAGACGUGUCCGGGGAACCGGCCAUCGAUGGAUAGGGUGGUCAAUAUGUUAGAGAGAAGGCAUGAAGCUCUCCAAGUGCCACCUAAACCCUUUCCUUCUUCUCCUCCUGCACCGCACAUCAAUCCUGCAACAUCUGCUUCUCUUCAUUCAUCGCAAGGCAGUACAAACCUUCCUUCACAUUAUUCACAAGACUAGGAAGGCAAUCAAUUGCAGAUAAGCUAACCAUUGUUCAAAACUUCUGUUUCAGUGAUAUACAUAAAGUGGCCGGUUCAGCUAGAAGAUAAUCAUAUUCUUCAUUCUUAGGAAGAUUAAGAACACUUGAUGUAAAAGGUUGGCACCUUAUUGAUGAUUCAUGUGCUGGUGCGUAAGAAGACUGCAAUAUUAUUAUACCACAUAAAACUGCAUCUGCAGCUUCAGUCCGCGCUCUCUUUGUGAAA
Messenger RNA from Syzygium oleosum, 3488 nucleotides. RefSeq names its product LEAF RUST 10 DISEASE-RESISTANCE LOCUS RECEPTOR-LIKE PROTEIN KINASE-like 2.4. Bases 1288 to 3246 code for a protein of 652 amino acids. Gene Ontology annotation, biological process: protein phosphorylation. Gene Ontology annotation, molecular function: protein kinase activity; polysaccharide binding; ATP binding. The record is from RefSeq and is a predicted model, not a curated record. NCBI's taxonomy places the organism in Eukaryota, Viridiplantae, Streptophyta, Magnoliopsida, Myrtales, Myrtaceae. The transcript is spliced from 3 exons.